Molecule: messenger RNA, 695 nt
Organism: Gastrolobium bilobum
Lineage: Eukaryota; Viridiplantae; Streptophyta; Magnoliopsida; Fabales; Fabaceae
Product: probable sucrose-phosphate synthase
Exons: 3
Coding region: 1-402 (133 amino acids)
Source: RefSeq, a predicted model, not a curated record
AUGGAGAAGUUUUCUUGUUUUGUCUUAUUUUUGCAGGCUCCUCCGGGGAAGGAGGUUAGUAAGGUACUGAGGAUUCAAGCUCUACGUUGCCAUCCUAUAUAUUGUGAGAAUGGGACAAGACUGAACGUAAUUCCAGUACUGGCAUCUCGUUCUCAAGCCCUCAGAUACCUGUGUGUUCGAUGGGGUUUUGAUCUGUCAAAGAUGGUGGUGUUUGUGGGAGAAUAUGGCGACAUAGAUUAUGAAGGACUGCUUGGUGGCUUACACAAAACUGUGAUAUUGAAGGGACUCGGAAGCGGUGGAAUUAGUCAACUCUAUAAUAGCAGAAGCUAUCCUCUUUCAGAUGUCAUGCCAUUAGAAAGUAGGAUAUUGAGUAGAGUAGUAGUGCUGACAUCCAGGCUUUGAUGGAAAAAGUAGGAUAUCUCAAGGGAUGAAAGUCAUUUGUGUUUUGUUAUGACUCUUAGGGAGCGUUUGGUACGCGGAAUUUUGAGAGAUUCUCAGAAAAUUGAAUUUUUCUAAAUUUUAAAUUUUCAGAUAUUAUCGUAAACUGAAUGCAAAAGUCAUAUUUUUGAAAAUCGAGAUUCCCGGACAAAUAAAUAUUUCUCCUGUACCAAACGCCCCCUUGUGGUCUUCUGUGAAACCUACUAAUAAUCUGAUAAUCUGACAUUUGUCCAUAAUGUUCAUAAUGCUCUUUUCCU